This is a messenger RNA of Galleria mellonella (greater wax moth), 1456 nucleotides long. RefSeq names its product lipase 1-like. Lineage: Eukaryota; Metazoa; Arthropoda; Insecta; Lepidoptera; Pyralidae. The coding region runs from base 132 to 1391 and encodes 419 amino acids. The record is from RefSeq and is a predicted model, not a curated record. Gene Ontology annotation, molecular function: hydrolase activity, acting on ester bonds. Gene Ontology annotation, biological process: lipid metabolic process. The transcript has 5 exons.
GUUAAUCUUCCUUAAUAAUAUAUGAUUGAUUGACCAUAUCUAAAACUAUCAAGUAAUCUUGAUAGUGGCUGAAACAAAAGCGAACCACAUGUACAUAUUGUUGGCAGUGGUGGUUCAUAGUCGAGGCCAAAAUGUUUAAGUUCUUAUUGUUUGCGGUGCUGGCAACAGUAGCGCUGGCUAGGCGGUCGCCACAUGCCGACUAUAUUGAGGAAUUGUACAAACAAAAUGAAGGCAGAUAUUCGAGUAAUGUGAUUGAAGAUGCGCUUCUUGAUGUUCCUGGUCUACUCCUGAAAUAUGGUUACCCAAUUGAAAUUCACAAAGUGAUUACGGAGGAUAAUUAUGUACUGGAAGCUCACAGGAUCCCUCACGGCAGAGGUCAACUUUAUGACCCUAAUAGACCAAUUGUCUUCGUCAUGCACGGGCUUUUGUCUUCAUCAGCCGAUUUCUUGGUCCUGGGCCCUGGAAGUGGUUUAGGCUACAUCCUCGCCGAUGCAGGCUACGACGUGUGGCUGGGUAACGCCCGCGGCAGCUACUACUCCAGACAACAUCUUUACCUAAAUCCUGACCAGUUAGGCAACGCCGACUUCUGGAAAUUCACCUACGACGAAAUCGGCAACAUUGAUCUCCCGAGCUUUAUUGACUAUAUCCUAGAUGUGACUGGCAAAACUCAGUUGCAUUACAUCGGUCAUUCUCAAGGCUGCACCACGUUUUUAAUCCUCAACUCUUUAAGACCUGAGUACAACGAGAAGUUCCUGUCGUUCCAAGCGUUGGCACCAGCCGCGUACUUCAUUUAUAACGAUUUUGACUUCUUUAAGUUUGCUGCACCAUACGAGGCGCCUGUUACGUAUAUUAAUUAUAAUUAUUUGGGCCUUGGUGAGUUCUUAGGCAACAGAGAGGCCUUAACGUGGGUUGCUGUCAACUUGUGCAAUGAAGAUGGCCCUAUCUACCGCAUAUGCCAGAAAAUUAUGUCCUUGGAAAGUGUUGGCCAUGUUAAUACUACGAUAACUCCCAUAAUCCUCGGCCAUACACCUGCCGGUGCCUCCAUACGCCAACUCGCUCACUUCGGACAGGCGGUUAACACCAAACUGUUUAGAAGAUAUAGUCACCGUCCUAUCGAGAAUAUCGAAUUAUACGGCAGUCCAGUACCACCCGCCUACGAUGUCUCCCAAGUUACGGUACCGGUACACCUUUACCACGGAUUGGGAGAUUACGUGACAAAUUCCAGUGAUAUUCUUUAUUUGGCUCAGCAAUUGAACAAUGUGAUCGGCGUGAAAGAAGUGGAAAGGCCUAGCUUCACACAUUUCGACUUCAUUUGGGGAAUAGACGCCAAAGAACUGGUGUAUGAUGAUGUUGUGGCAGUUCUUGAUGAGGUGGAAGCGAAUAAAAAAUAAAAAACGAUCUAUUUAUUUACUGUAAAAUUUACAACUAAAAACUCAAAUAAAAAUUAAAAACAGUA